CUGUUUACCAGAAGAGAAACUGGUUUGGCGCUGGGUUGCUACGUUCACGCGUGCCUCUGUGUGUGAGCAAGAGCUUUUUUUCCCCUCUCUGUCCCUUCACAGCUACAGGUCAUUACACCGAGCUGCCUGAAACUGCCUGAUGCUAUUUUUCACCAGCGUGACUUUAGAAGAGACAGCUGUGUGGAUGUGCUCCCCUUUCUGCCUUGGCUGGGGCACAGGAACAACUGCAAAAGCCAGUGCUGCUGCUGCCAUCUGAGAGCCAACCUGCUGAAGGACCUUUGCCCUCCCCAGGCCGAUCAUAAUGACACAGAUGCAGUUUAAAGAUGCAUUUUGGUGCAAGGAGUUCACCUUACACACUGGCUUCGAGGUGCUCGUACAGCGACUGCUGGAUGGGAGGAGGAUGUGCAAAGACGUGGAGGAUUUGCUUAAGCAAAGAGCUCAAGCAGAAGAGAGGUAUGGGAAGGAGCUGGUUCAAAUUGCCCGAAAAGCAGGAGGACAAACAGAAAUCAACACACUGAAGGCAGCAUUUGAGAAGCUCAAGCAACAAAUUGAAAGCGUUGGAAACUCUCAUAUCCAGCUGGCAGGAAUGCUGAAGGAUGAACUGAAAGGAAUAGAGGAGUUCCGAGAAAGGCAGAAGGAACAAAGGAAAAAGUACGAGUCUGCAAUGGAGCGCAUGCAAAAGAACAAGUUGUCCCAUUAUAAGAAAGCAAUGGAGUCAAAGAAGAGCUACGAACAGAAGUGCAAGGAGGCGGAUGAGGCCGAGCAGUCCUUUGAACGCAUGAGCGCUUCAGGCAACCAGAAGCAAGCAGAAAAGAGUCAGAACAAAGCCAAGCAAUGCAGAGAUGCAGCACAUGAAGCAGAGAAUGUGUACAGACAGAACAUUGAGCAGCUGGAUAAGGCCAGGACAGAGUGGGAACAGGAACAUAUUAAAACCUGUGAGGUUUUCCAGCUCCAGGAGUGUGACCGCAUCACCAUCCUCCGGAACUCGCUGUGGGUUCACUGCAACCAGCUCUCUAUGCAGUGUGUGAAGGAUGAUGAGCUGUAUGAAGAGGUUCGGGUAAGCUUGGAGGACUGCGUCGUAGAGUCAGACAUAGACUACUUCAUUAAGAGUAAAAUGACAGGAACACAACCUCCAGGUGCAAUAGGAUAUGAGAACUACUAUGACAGAGAACCAAACAGAAGCAACAGCCCAACUCAGACUUGUGGGAUGAUGAAGAGAUUCUCUGGACUGUUGCAUGGAAGCAGCAAAAACAAUGCUGAAAGAGUCAUUCCUUCAGCCCCUCCUUUCGCAGAGAAAACAGAUGGGGUCUACGCAGACAUUUUUGUAAAUGAACAUGGAAGAACUACAUCAUCACAGGACUACAGAGUACUUUAUGACUACACAGCCCAGAACAUGGAUGAACUGGACAUCAACGAAGGAGACAUUGUAGCUGUCAUUGAAGAAAAUGACAAUGGCUGGUGGACAGCUGAAAGGAAUGGGCAGCGAGGCUUUGUGCCAGGGUCUUACCUUGAAAAGAUUUGCUGAAGCGUAGCCUCAGUCCUUAGACUUUGAAAAUAUUCUUCUACUGAAAACAAACAUCAUACAAGGUCUGCUCCAGCCGACCAAGAACAACCCAUUAUAUUGCCCUCUACAUUUACCAGUCAGGAAAUAACUGCUUUCAUCUUCCUUCCCAUCGAUCCUCUCUCCUCUCAACAACUUCUGGCUCACACUGUCUGAAAAAAGCUGUCUUCAUCUCAGCAGGACGAGGACUCAGGUUUCUCACAAAGGUGCUUUCCACUCUCAGCACUGCUGCCAUCAGAAUCUGGGAGAAAAACCCUGCUUAGAACUUGACUAUGCUAAAGGAAAAAGAAGCUAAUUCUGCUUGUCCAGGAUGGAGGAGCACCUCCAGUCAGCCUGCGAGCAACCCUUACCACCAUAGCAGCCAUGACCUCCACCACGGAUUCCCUCUUCUCACUGCACACAUCAUGCAACUGUUUCUGAGGGCUGAGCUAAGAGCAGGAAGCACACAUUCUCAGAAAGCAGAUAGCUUCUACAUCACAAGUUCAUCCAUGGCUCUGUUUGCACUGGAUUCUGGGACAGCCAAAUGAGGGCAGAUAAAGAGCCCAAGGCCUGCUUUUACCUCAAUUGGAUGGUUUCUCUGACACCUUGCUGGGAUUUUUCAUGUUUAAAAAAAGCUUUCUAGCAGUGCUGCCCUGCCCUGAUCCUGGGAAAGAAGUGCUGGUUGCCUCCACAUGCAGUCUGCACAGACGUGCCCUCAGUGCAUUCUCCUUUUAACUUCUCUGUUCACCCAGCUGAUCCUUUCCUGCCCACCGGCUUUUCAGUCUCUGAUUAUCUACAGCCUCUGCAGCUCUGGGAUAGCUGGCACAGAUUUGGCUGGGUUCCUUUCCAUUUACUUCUAAUGUGCUUGUGCUACAACAAAGCCUCUGCGGAGAAGCUGUGCUGAGCAGGUCCAUUGCACCUCAUAGGUUACAGCUCUAGCAGUCUUGCUAGUCCAGCAUUUAGGAAUGCUUCCAACCAGCACUAUACUUUGCAAGAGAUCAUUAAGUACUUUGUGCCACUUCUCUCUAUUCAGAAAUUAAGCACGGUGAGAGUCAAAGGUACUUGCGUUAUCGUAUUCUCAUUUCUUGAUUCCAGAAUGAAAUAAAAGUUGCUGCAGGCCCUCUCUGUCCUCCUGCACACACAGCACACUUGUCUUUCCUAUGCUUGCCCAAGUUACCAUGUUGCACAUCUGCAUUAGGGCUCUUAGCAGCUCCCAUCAGCAGAGGCUCAGAAGAACUGCAGGAACUUGAAUGUCAUUUCAGGCACUACACUGUACUAACAGCAGUACUCACACAGGCUGAGGAUGUCAACGACAGUGUCCUGUGACCAAGUCUGAACUGACAGUGCCAAGAGUCCACAAUAGCCUCCAAUUAGUUAACUGCACUGUAAAUGCAACUGUCAGACAACAACAACAGAUCCUUGCAUACUGCAUAAGAGCAAACCUAAAGUGUGAAGGAUUUAAUGUAUUUGCUUGAAUACAAAGAGAACUAAUCAACCAGCAGAUAUUGAAAUAUUUUGCAAGCGAUCUGAAUUAAAAUAAAUCUCUAAGAUGCAACUCUUCUAACAGUAUAUGACAUAGGGAUUCUGCUAAGACUCCUCACAGACAGCCUCACACAAGACACUGCAGUACCCAGUCCUGGUUACCUUGAAAUCCUUUUAUGGAUUGUCUUUGCCUACACAGACCAUAUGGUCUGCAUCAGCUGACAGACAGAUGGUGACUACUGUAUCUCCCCCAUCAAAGCAUUUCAUAUUUUUGCUGUUAAAUUCAGGAAACUGGUUCCUUUCCUAUCUUUUUUUUUUUUUUUUUCAAGUCAAGUUUUCUCCUGUUUGUUACAACUGCAAAAGGCUACAGAUAUUUCCAAAUCUACCCAUUCUUGUAGCAUUUGGUUCCCACAUGCUAACUCUAGGCUGAUAAGAAAUGGAAAAGCAACAGCAAUGUUUUCUCAUAAUUCAGUUUCUGUGCUUUAUGGUGAAGAAUCUUGCUGAUAAGUAGUUAAUAAGCCAUAUCUAUGCAGCUUGCUCUAUCAGUGUGUCAGCACUUGUCAGAAAUAAAACAAAAAUAUCGAGAAAUACACACACACUCCCUUAAAACACCCCUUUCAGUGUCAUCCAUUCCAGGCAGUACGAAAAGCAGGAAGGUCAAACGUAGGGCAUUGCCUUAAUAAUAAUGUUGCCUCUCCAGCUUGGUAGCUAUUUGGUAACAAAACUGAAGCAUUCAAGAAAUCAUUUAAUUUUCAGGUGAAACUAAAACAGAUCCUUUCCAGGGGCAGGCAUACUUAAACUCAACUCCGGUGUAUCUGGCUGAGAUGCUUUUCUGAUAGACACUUCUGAUAAGGCUCUACCUCCACCCUGACUACCAUUCUUUGCUGAGGAGGUGACAAGCAACAAGUAGGGCCAUGGCAGCAGUGGCACACACAGCUAUGGCAAGUAAACUGAUUUCACAGCACGUCCACAAUCAGCAGAUUACCUCUGUGGCACUACCUGUGCUGCUAGUGCUCUGGAUGGGUUCACACACAAGCAGCUGUUAGCAGACAGUGAAGAACACGCUUUUGCCAGCUGCUUUGCAAAGGGGGGAGCCCAAUUACCCACUUACAGCCUAUGGCUAAUAUGUAA
Messenger RNA from Lagopus leucura (white-tailed ptarmigan), 4153 nucleotides. RefSeq names its product proline-serine-threonine phosphatase interacting protein 1 (gene PSTPIP1). The record is from RefSeq and is a predicted model, not a curated record. Gene Ontology annotation, biological process: actin filament polymerization. Bases 302 to 1525 code for a protein of 407 amino acids. Gene Ontology annotation, molecular function: actin filament binding. Gene Ontology annotation, cellular component: actin filament; plasma membrane; cytoplasm. NCBI's taxonomy places the organism in Eukaryota, Metazoa, Chordata, Aves, Galliformes, Phasianidae. The transcript is spliced from 15 exons.